Messenger RNA from Anopheles cruzii, 3885 nucleotides. RefSeq names its product F-box only protein 25. The record is from RefSeq and is a predicted model, not a curated record. NCBI's taxonomy places the organism in Eukaryota, Metazoa, Arthropoda, Insecta, Diptera, Culicidae. Bases 829 to 1893 code for a protein of 354 amino acids. Gene Ontology annotation, cellular component: nucleus; SCF ubiquitin ligase complex; cytoplasm. Gene Ontology annotation, molecular function: protein binding. Gene Ontology annotation, biological process: protein ubiquitination. The transcript has 6 exons.
AAGUGAACGCACGGACGGAACGAGUUUUCUCGUCGUACCCUGUGACUGGAGUUCAGCAUCCUCCGAGGCUGAAGGCAGUGAAUAUUAGCGUUGUUUUCGCCCUUUGGAAUUGAUUGAAACCUGCAGCCAGUGAAACAGGGUGUGUGUUUGUGCGCUCCUCCUCUAAUGCGAUAAUUAACGGCAAUCUAGUCGGCCACCACCUCCUCUCUUGGGACCGAGUAGAGCGAAAGAAACACACGACAACGCAAAAAAGGCACAAAACAUUAACCAUCUAGUAGUGACCGUGCGAAAAAGGAAACAGUGCAGUGUUGGAUAGUUUUUGUCGGUGACUGUGUUGCCCGCCGCGACGACGUCAACCGGUGCAUUUCCAUCCCGAAGAUCAUCUCAUCCUGUGCAUGGUGCAUUAGCUUUGUACGCAAAUAAAGCGCAAAGGUUCACCGCGCGAGUGCGCCGAAGGUCUGAAAACACCACACACAGCCGGCCGGGCCGUGCAUGUGUGCUGAGCAGCCAAUUGCGCCGCGUCGUCCAGAGAAAGUACGCACGGCACGGACCCAGGGACGGAAACGACUAGAAAACGCGGGCGAGAAAGUGAAUUAUAUGCCCCGGCUCGACGGCUCCUGCCUCAUCACUGGGACGGUGGUAUAGGAAAGUGGGCGACCGAAGGAAGCAGCUUGAGCCCAUUGGUCCUUGGUCUGCUUGGCCUCCUAUCGGUAGUCCACGGUUUGCUAUCGAUUCAGUAAACAAGCCGCUCCCCAAGGAACCAUUAUAUCGCGCGCGUGAGGGACAGGCUUCCAGAGUAGCCAGCGUUGUCAGUAGCCCCAGCAAAGUAUGCCGUUCAUCUCGAAGGACUGGCGUUCGCCGGGCGACUCCUGGGUGAAGACGGACGAAGGCUGGGAAAAACUGAAGGUGCUCGAGUGCGUCAAGCGGAAAAGAUGCAUUUCGGAGUGCAGCAACUCUAGCGAUACCGAAAAUGACAACGAAAAUGGUGACCAAGAGAUACCUCCGCACUGUCACAUCACGCUCAAGUGUACCCGCGAGAUUGCCGGCUUCAACGGGCUCGGCGAGGCCGUUCGGCGGUUGGACUUUCGCAGCUCGGUCCGCGAUGGUCGCCGGUUUAACUACGUUUGUGCGCUGCUACGGCUGCUGGUGUCCGGGCGAGGGAUCACCAGUCUGCCCGGUGGUGCCCAGCGCCUGUUGCUGCAGAUGCUCGAGGAGGUGGCCACGUACGUAAGUGACUCGCAGCAGAACAUCAACGUGCUGCGGGGCCUGGUGCAGCAGCUGCGCGCGCUGCUCAACCAGGAGAACCAAAAGUGUUGGGGAAAACCGCUCGGCAGCCAAAGCUUGUGGGCCGAACACGUGCAAACCAUCCAGCGCAUACAGGACAUAGCUAGUCAGAUUGAAAUUCGGGAGCCCGGUCCAAACAUUCGUCCUAAACUACACGACCUGCCGGAGGAGUGCGUGCGGGAGAUCAUCCUGCGGAUCACCGACUACAAGGACUUGGAGGCGUCCGCAUCCGCCUGGUCGCUGAUGGCGGCCCUCAUCUCCGAGCAGCGCGUCUGGCGCGAGCUGUCGCACUUUCACUUUACCAAACAGCAAAUCGAUGUGAUACUGGAGAAGAUGUGCUUACAGGACACGAAGGAGCGCCACCGGAACUGGCAGGCCAUUUACCAUGCCUUGCGAAAGAUGUAUGGCGUGCCGGAAGAGCUGCAGUUUGCCGAAAUUCUAGCCUUCUGUCGGCUGUGUCGCUGCCUGUUUUGGCCAUCCGCUGGCCACCCGUGCAUCGUUGACCAGUGUCCGGACUUUCGGCAGCGCGUCGAGGAGGCGGGCAACAGCAACAUCAUCGAAACGCAGCCGGUUCCGCCGGCGAAAUUUUUGCAAUACUUUUCACUGUAAAGCCGCGGAACUCGGAGUGCACGCACCGGCUAGGCUAGUUUUCGUCCCAAUUCGUUGCUGUUCGUUACGCUGUGGCCGGCGUUUUCUGUGUGUUAGAUGCUGAUUAGCAGUGUAACGAUAACAAACAUUGAGCCGGACGCCCCAAGGGACCUUUGGCUUUGGCCUGUUGAUUUCCUUGUUUUCGGCGAAGCAACACCCGGGAGCAGAAGAAACCGAGAAGCGCAUUAUGCAGAAGAAAACUGUGUUGUUGAUAGAGACAGCAGAAUUGGCAAAGUGUGGCGCAUAGCAUUGAUCAAUGUAAUCCCCUUCCCCUUGAUAGUGGCAACACUAUAUCUGAGUAGAGCAUACAAUAUUAGUAUUUAAACUAUCAAGAUAUGAGCAUGAUGCAAUGGGCAACAAACACACACAGGACUGUAGCAAAGUGAGAUUCCGAGCAAAACCAAGAACGCAGUUGAUCGAUCGAACGAUCGAGGCGGAAACAUGGAAACGCGUGCAGAAACCGCCAGCCGAACCGGUUAUUACAUAGCUAUAUACAUAUAUAUAUUCAUACAAAAAGAGAGAUAUUUUGAAGGCAUAAAAUCAGACACACACAAGUGCGCGCCAGCAUUCGAACUGUAUUUUCAAAACAAUCGCUAUUUAAAAGUUUCGAAGAUGGUUGACGCAGUUCGCCCUGGUUGGCGGGAAACUAUUUACAGAACGUUGCUGCCACUCUGGAACUCUCGAACAGAAAUACCAACGGAAACUCAAACGAACGAACCACAGCCACAAAUAAUAUAAAACAGCUACAAUACCCAGAAUCGCGAGUCACGGUAUCCACUACUCUACCGUGGAGGACGGCGGAGGAUCCUCGGUGGAUUUGCAUCGCGCUAUCUUGCGUACCGACAGAGCUUUGUCGAAAAACGGAUUAAUCUUUCCGGAUGGCAAAGGUUCCGUUCGAGAACGGCGAGGCUUGCGCUGUGGACAAUACCCGAACUGUGACCGGUACAGGAACGAAAGACGCGGUUUUUCUGACUAAAACUAAACGCGGUCGUGUUGAGCCGAUUUUUCUCUUUGCUCUAUCGAAGCGAUUAAAAGCGGUUUUGCGUUUCGUUGGACUUUAGGAUAUGAGAGAACUACAACUUAACCUUUUUCUCUGUCUAUUGUGAUAAACGUAGCGUUGUGUUUCAAUCUGUGUUCCGUACGUUCGUACAUUAUAGGAUCUUGAUGCGAUGAUAUUAGAGAGCGAUUGGGAGAGCGCGCGGCGGAAGCGAGUUAAAGGACGUGGCCUCAGGGUGGAGUUGGAAGAAUAGAAUAUAAUGUGAUAAAGGUUAGCCCGCGGGAAGACAAUUCGUAGCUUCGUGGUCUGACGAUGGGACAGAAAGAGCGGUAACGAACGACACCAACAAGAAAACCCAAAAAAAAAGAGUUUUUAAACGGCCAAACGGAACCGCUCGCACUAUUUCAUUCGAUCGAUUUCUCUACGCUUUUGGACGGUUUUAAAUAAAAAUUUGUAACGAUCGAAGGAAGCUAUAGUUUGUCGCGCCAUGUGUAGUGGAGUUGCUGGAUGACGGCUACGUAAAGGCGGAAGAAACGAAUAUCGUAAGGACUCUAGGUUCACUAGAUCACCGCUACUUAUCCAGCGAUCAAUGGGUUGUGCAAUCAGGAACACAAACGACUCUCCGGUUUUGGUGUUCACUGAAGGAAAACUAAUUCAGCACUUAUGGCCUAUGUUACUCGUUUGGAGGAGGGCUGUUAAACGGGGUCCCCAUAUCGUCAUGCCCUAGAGCAGUGUUGGGCCCCAUAGGAUGAUUUCAUGUAGUAGACUUAGUUAAUGUAAACCAUUUCGAACAGAAUUCCUUCGGUGCUGCUCGCGAGCGGCGAGACGAGACGCGGCUCGCUCGUUUUAGGUGUAAUAUCGGUUUUGUUUAGUUGCGUUUGCUGAGUUUUUGGCGCGAAAACGAACGCGAUGCGCAGCGAUGGCACACAAUACAAAUAUCCUUCUCCAGUUCUCUC